UUCAUGCAAGGAAAUGCCUUCCUCCUCUUUAAUUACGAAAGAGACACAGAGACAAGACCCCCGUCAGCCGCAGACACUCCCUCCAGCGUCCCGCACUAAUCCGGCGCGUCCCUGGCGGAUCCCGGCUGCAGCGCGCGAGCCGACCCGCCCAGACGCACGUUUCCCCCGCGCCCCGGGCGGAAGCGCGCCGGCGCCCCACGCUCCGCCCCAAGAGGGCGGUGUGGCGCUGGAGGGGGCGGGGCGCGCGGUCACGUGGCCGCGCGGACGCCGACGUGGCCGGCGUGGGGCGCCGCACGUGUCCCUCGCCGCGCUCCGUCCGCCCGCCCUGAGCCGAGGACCUGAUCCCAAGAUGGCGGCGCCCAGCGGAAGGAGGGACGGCGGCGGCGCGGGCUGGUGGGCCGCGCUGCUCUUGGUCGUGGCGCUGAGGCCGGCGGAGGCGGUGUCCGAGCCCAUGACGGUGGCGUUUGACGUGCGGCCCGGCGGCGUCGUGCACUCCUUCUCCCAGAACGUGGGCCCCGGGGACAAGUACACCUGCAUGUUCACCUAUGCUUCUCAAGGUGGUACCAACGAGCAAUGGCAGAUGAGUCUGGGGACCAGUGAAGACCACCAGCACUUCACCUGCACCAUCUGGAGGCCCCAGGGGAAGUCCUACCUCUACUUCACCCAGUUCAAGGCUGAGGUGCGCGGCGCGGAGAUCGAGUACGCCAUGGCCUACUCGAAAGCUGCGUUUGAAAGAGAAAGCGACAUUCCUCUGAAAAACGAGGAAUUCGAAGUGACCAAAACAGCAGUGGCUCACAAGCCCGGGGCCUUCAAGGCUGAGCUGUCCAAGCUGGUGAUCGUGGCCAAGGCCGCCCGCAGCGAGCUGUGACCUGAGACGCGCCCCACAGGCAGCGUGGUCUACCCAGAAGCAGCCCGGGCAGGGGCGACAGCGCAGAGCUGGUCCUGCAGGGGGCUUGGGCGCCCCCUUUCCCCCACGCACUUGGACCCUUGGGCACUUUGCCUGCCUAUGACCAGAGGGCACAGGCACACGGGGCAGGAGCGGGGGUCCUCGGCUUACUGAAACCAGCCUGUGUCCCCAUGCUCCCCACUGAGCCCAAGCUGGGCACCCCUGCUCCCGGGUCCCCUCGUCGGUUCACCCAGGACGCCUUCCAGACGUGGAGAGAGGCUGUUCUUUUGUAUUUAAAUAAAUAAAACAAAUAAAAAGCAGCCCUAUGGACGCACCCUGGGCACCUUG
Sciurus carolinensis (gray squirrel) is the source of this 1234-nucleotide messenger RNA. It is a transcript of the gene Mydgf, whose product is annotated as myeloid derived growth factor. The coding region runs from base 14 to 868 and encodes 284 amino acids. The record is from RefSeq and is a predicted model, not a curated record. NCBI's taxonomy places the organism in Eukaryota, Metazoa, Chordata, Mammalia, Rodentia, Sciuridae. Gene Ontology annotation, biological process: positive regulation of endothelial cell proliferation; positive regulation of angiogenesis. The transcript is spliced from 6 exons.